AUGCCCACUACAACUUAUACUGCUAUUACUCAAGAGGAGGGUGCAGAUCUUGCUACCCUCUCAACCAACCACUACAAUCUUCAAGUUGCCAAGUCUGUCUCCACACCUGGUGGAAGCCCAACCUACAAUGUCGUCUACAGGUCCUCCUUCUUGGCCUAUAACAUGAGUGUUGCAUGGACUACAACCUAUGGGAUUAACUGGACCAUCGAAAUCCCAACUCAAGGUGCUCAGAUUACCUACGCCGGCAGGUGGCAGAGCUGCGCACUGGGUCAGUCGUACGACUUGGAUCAAAAAGGCGAAUGGGUUGCCAAUCAAAAAAACCCUUAUGAACACAAAGACUCGGUAAAUGUCGGUGGAAACCAUUACCCAAUACCCGUCCACAUUAUCGUUGGCGUUCAGGAUCCUGCUACUCUGAAGUGGACCCCUAGUGUUCGGCUCUGGUUUGAAGAAGGCACCAAAACCGCAACUAUGAUAAGCACGCAGGGUACAGAGCCCCAGGAAUUCGAUAUGACAUCUACACCUCUGUUCUACUUUUCCUAUGCCACCACGGAGGGUAAAUGGCGUGCUCCCCAGCCGGGUCCCUUCUUUUAA
Penicillium macrosclerotiorum is the source of this 591-nucleotide messenger RNA. RefSeq lists its product as uncharacterized. The transcript is spliced from 2 exons. Bases 1 to 591 code for a protein of 196 amino acids. NCBI's taxonomy places the organism in Eukaryota, Fungi, Ascomycota, Eurotiomycetes, Eurotiales, Aspergillaceae. The record is from RefSeq and is a predicted model, not a curated record.